This is a messenger RNA of Plutella xylostella (diamondback moth), 1271 nucleotides long. RefSeq names its product trypsin-1. The record is from RefSeq and is a predicted model, not a curated record. Lineage: Eukaryota; Metazoa; Arthropoda; Insecta; Lepidoptera; Plutellidae. Gene Ontology annotation, biological process: proteolysis. Gene Ontology annotation, molecular function: serine-type endopeptidase activity.
UAGUGUGAGCCUGACUCCUUAUUUAUACAUUUAUUUAUUUUAUUAAGGCUUAGUGCCAAUAAUUAACUUUAACUACUUAUAUAGCUAGUGUCAGUUAGGGAAAUAAUAUAUAAAGAAAUCGGUAUUUAGUAUCGUGUUUAUUUUAGUGUUGUGUGUAAUCAAAAUGUGUCGUUUGUUAUGUGCACUGUUGUUGUUUGCUGUGUGUUGGGAUGUGGCUACAGCGUUUAUUAAUUUGGCCAACACAGAGUGCGGACUCGACGCCACCCGUCGCGGGCGCAUCGUAGGCGGCGUGGACAGCCUGCCCGCCGAGUUCCCCUGGACCGCCAGCAUCUGGAGACAGGGAGCGCACCAGUGCGGCGCCACCGUGCUGACUGACCGCUGGCUGGUGACCGCAGGGCAUUGCGUGUGCAGUGUCUUUGACGAGUUCUACAAAGCAAAACAACUGAGUGUGGUGGUCGGAGCCACCGACAUCGCCUCUAAAGAUGACAACGAGCCAGUCUCUCACAUCUUACCUCAUCCAGACUACAGAUGCAAUAAGAAGACAAACGAUGUUGCGCUAUUGAAGACCACGAGGCUCCUCAAAUGGAGCAGCAACCUUCGGCCGGCGUGCCUGCCUCAGCCAGUAGCUCCAGACUUCACGGGAACCCUGGCCACUGUCGCUGGCUGGGGAUUCACACAUGAGGACAGAGCUAAAGGUGCGCGGCCGAGCGUUCUCCAGAAGACUGACGUGCAGGUGGUGAGCAACGACGAGUGCAACGACUGGUACAAGUCCCAGGGCACCAAGGUCAAGGUCAUCUCCACGCAGAUGUGCGCCGGACACGAGGACGGCGGCAGGGACUCUUGCUGGGCAGACAGCGGCGGUCCCCUCAUGGUGCACCGCGAGGGCCGCAUGAUGCUGAUCGGCGUGGUGUCCACGGGCAGCGGCUGCGCGCGCGCACGCCAGCCCGGCAUCUACACGCGCCUGUCCCGGUAUACUGAGUGGAUCGCUGGUAUUAUAAGAGGGGAGGAUGGGAAGGGGUUGAGUUGGUAUCCUAGGUCUGGGUAAUAGAGUUAUGAAUCGUUUGGAUGUGGCGGCAGAUGGAGCGACGGACUUGAUAUACACAUUGGAGAGAGAUAAGAUGAUGAGAGAAAUAGAGGUGGGAAUUGUUUAUUUGUUGUACUUAAUGAUGUUUGAAUAGAUGAGACUAUAGUUAUUAAGUUAUAUGAUAUAUGUUUACAGUAAGUUAGGUAUGUAAUGUAAGAAGAGGAAGAUAUGAGUAUUGUUACCGAAA